GCACCUUAUCGUAUGCUUUAGGUAAAGCAAAGAAAAGCCAAAGCAUCACACAGUACAAAGUUACAAAAACAGGAGGACAAGAACACUCAAAAGUAGAGUAAGAGUCCGAAGCUCUGCUUCCCCUUAGUGAUCGAGUUAGGGUGUGCUGGUACUGAAAAUGGAGUUGGAUAGAAUUAGCAGUUUACCAGAUGAUGUUACAGAAAAGAUUUUGGCAGGUUUGCCGCUUAAGGAGGCAGUAAGGACAAGUAUUUUAUCCAGAAAGUGGAGGCACAAAUCGGACAUGCUUCAAGACCUUGUGUUUAAUAAUACCUGUGUCUCGACUAAAAGUCAUCCAACCUUCAGCUUUGUGAAUAUUGUUGAUCAUGUACUCCUACUCCAUAAAGGUCCCAUACGCAAGUUCAAGCUUUCUUUCACAGGUAAGCUAGCCACUGGGGAUAUAGAUCGAUGGAUUUUUCACCUAUCCAGAAACCCUGUCAUCAAAGAGAUGAUACUUUACAAUUUUGAAGGGGACUUCUACAACAUUCCGUCAUGUUUGUUUUCUUUUCAAGAUAUCAUUCGUUUAGACUUAUUCAAUUGUUUGCUAAACAACCCUUCUUCCACAUUCAAAGGCUUUGGCAGCUUGAAGAGUCUUGAUCUUUGGUAUGUUACUUUGUCCCAAGAUGUUUUUGACAACUUGAUUGGUUGCAGUCCUCUGCUUGAGAUAUUGAAAUUGCAAAUAUGUGAGGGUUUCACCAAUCUCAAAAUUGAUGCACCGAAGCUCCGGUUUAUUUGCAUAGAAGGGGACUUCGAAGAUUUUAACCUCGUGGGUUCCUCAAAUCUUGUGGAUGCUUCCUUUGAUUUGCAGGUCAUUGUUGAUCAAAGAGGGAAUUGUAAUAGUUUUGGGAAUUUGCUCAAGUUUUUUGAUCACCAGCUGCCUCAAAUUCAAAGGUUCACAAUAAAGAGAAACUUUCUAAAAUACUUGUCUAUUGGUGCCUUGCCAGAGAAGCUCCCUAAACCAUGCCAAUAUCUCAAUUUUGUUUCUUUAGACAUGAACUUUGACAAUCCGGAUGAAAUUUCAACUGUCUUAUGCUUUCUGAGAAGCUCUCCUGCUCUACAAGAACUGAAAAUUUUGGUCAGUUUUUUUAUGCCGAAGCUCUUGUAGGUGGACCCUGAAAAGGAUCACGCUGCUGUGGGAGAAGUGGAAUCUUAUUUAUAUGACAACUACAACUGUGCAUACACUCAACUGCGGCUUGUGGAAAUAACCAAGAUCUCUGGUGUAAAAGCUCAACUAGAUUUCAUCGAAUCUCUGCUUCUAAGUUCACCUGUGCUUGAGAGAAUGACUGUUCAACCUGCUUCUGUCGAUGGUUUUUUGAAGCUAGUAAAAGAUUUACUUCUGUUUAAGCGUGAUUCAAAGCGUGCAGAGAUAAUGGUUUUGGACCCAUAAUUCAUGAAUGAGAGUUGCACCAGCUGAGAGGACUUUCUUGAAGAAAUGAAUGUAGGCUUGGAGUUGUACAAUUUGCUAUUAGUCUUUACGUAUGAUGUAUGUUUGUUUGUUAAGAAAAGUUCUCAUGUUUUCCAUCCAAAUUUCCACCGAAGUGUGAAAUUUGCUUAUCAA
This is a messenger RNA of Rosa chinensis, 1594 nucleotides long. Its product is annotated as F-box/FBD/LRR-repeat protein At1g13570. Gene Ontology annotation, molecular function: protein binding. The transcript has 4 exons. NCBI's taxonomy places the organism in Eukaryota, Viridiplantae, Streptophyta, Magnoliopsida, Rosales, Rosaceae. The record is from RefSeq and is a predicted model, not a curated record. The coding region runs from base 158 to 1141 and encodes 327 amino acids.